Messenger RNA from Phlebotomus argentipes, 4463 nucleotides. RefSeq lists its product as uncharacterized. Lineage: Eukaryota; Metazoa; Arthropoda; Insecta; Diptera; Psychodidae. Gene Ontology annotation, molecular function: SUMO-specific endopeptidase activity. The record is from RefSeq and is a predicted model, not a curated record. Gene Ontology annotation, biological process: protein desumoylation. Gene Ontology annotation, cellular component: nucleus; cytoplasm. The transcript has 9 exons. Bases 190 to 4413 code for a protein of 1407 amino acids.
AUUUUGCUUUCGGAAAAGUGUGAUGCCUUUGCUGGCGGUCGUUUUCACCCUGAAAAUCUCCCUUUUAUCAUCUUUUAGCAAUGCAUAGAGUCUCAUAGGAUUGUAGAUAAGCGUGCAAUUGAGGUGUUUUGCAUAUCACACUUCAAUCAUUUUAUACGGAUUGCGCGGAAUUGAGGAAGAUUUUUCGCAAUGGCUCAGUUUUAUGUUGUACAGAAUUCAGACGACAACGAAUGCUACAUUCCCGCCGGCAUCAGAUUCGUCAAUCUACCGGAUGACGUGCAGUUCCAGCCGCAAUCGCGGCUGAUUCUCACGGAGCCCGUAAUAGCGGACCAGCAGAUGCAGUAUGUGUACCAGCGACCGGCCACGCAGCAAGUCGCUCAAACGCAACAGACGCAGUUCGUGAUCCAGGAUGACGACAUCGUGACGGAUUCCUUCACAUCCCACCAGAUCUACGUCUCUGCCGACGCGUCGAACGAAAUGAUCCAGCGGCAGUUGCAGCACUCGGGAAUCGUGCAACAGAACCAGGAACAGCAGCAGCAAGUGAUCAUCCAGCAAUCGCCGCCCACGAAUCGCGUUAUUCUGCAGUCGUCACCCAGUCAGCCGGUCAUCGUGCACCAGUCUGGCUUGCAGGCGCAGACGCCCGUGGUGCUAAACAGCCAGCCGCAGCUGCAGCAGCCGCAGCGCCAGUUCAUCUACGACUCCACGGGCCAGCGGCCGAUCUACGCCAUCACGACGCCGGCGCCGCAACCUCAGAUGCAGCCGCGCCCACAGCAACAGCUGCGGCCGAGCCUGAUCGUGCGGCCGCAGCAGCGACCACAGAUUCGCAUGCAGCAACCGACGCUGACCUACCAGGCGCGGCCGCAGACACCGAGCACGACGGUGAUCCAGCAACGUGCCAGCAUCGCUCAGACGCGUGUUUCUAUGCCACAGCCAAGGCUCAGCAUUGCGUCGCCGGUGCGGCAGCGGUACAGGCCGCCCGUGCCGCGAUCUCAGGUCACAGUGUCGCCGCAGCGCCCUACGCGGCCAACGAAGUUCACCAACGUGUCGCCGCGGCCACAGAGAGUGCUAAACGCGGGCCUGGUGAGAAUGUCGCCUCCUGAGCGCGCGGCCAGCUUUAGUGGCACGCCGCGACCGCUGACGCCGCUGGCGAAGGUCAAUCGCACCUUCCCAGUGGCGGCAGCGCCGAAGCCACAGACGACGGUGCCCACGCCGGCCAGCAAGCUGGAGGUGCGCAAUAUCGUGCCCACGGCGCAGUCCUCGAGCGACCCAAACGGUGACCUCGAGGAGAGUAUCACGGCGUCGAUCCUGGAGAAGAGUCAGAUCACGCUCAACCUGCCGGACGGCGCGACGAAGGCAGAGGAAUUCACCGACGGCGCUCUGAACGGCGGCGUGGCGGAGAUAAAGAAGAAGGUCGUGAGGACUGUGGACACGAGUCGAGGACGUGGCCGCGGGCAGAUCGCCGCAGCGCGGCCGGGUGCGAAGCGACCGGUAAACCAGUCGGUGCAAGAUCUGUUCAACAGCGUGUCCAGCGACGUGGAGCAGCAGAACCAGCAGAUGCUGCUAACGCAGAGCAGCCCGGAGUGCGAGACGCGCGAGAGCGCCAAGAUGCUGGUGAUUCUGCAGUGCGGUGAGCAGCGGCUGAUCACAUUCACGUUGCCCAAGGAGUCGUGCACGGUGCAGGAGCUCCUGGAGCAGGUGGGUGUGCCGUUUACGCCUGACACGAACAUCCAGUGUGUGUCAAAUCCGGGCGCCAACAUCGACUACGUGGUGACGGUGGGAGAUCCUGUGCAGGAAGUGGUGCCCAAUAACCUGAUCGGCGCCGUGGAGCAACAAGAGCAAACGUCGCAGCCGCAGCGAACGCCUGUACGGCCGCCUGUGGCUUCUGUGGGCCAAUUUGCCACUUCCACGCCCGUGCAGCGUGCGCCGACGUUCAGCACGCCCAUUCAGCCGCAGCUGACGCCCAUCAAGAGCGCGCCGACAGCGCCAGAGCCGCCCAAGCCGCCGGAGCGGAAGAUCAUUCAGGGAUGGCUUGCGGUGUGCGGCAACUGUGGCUUCUGUGGCAUUGAUCACGCCAAGUGCGAGCGCUGCAAUCACAUUCUGGGCGACAGUCCCAAGCGGAUUCCCUGCAGCACGCCCAAGCCCACGCCGCCCACCAUGACGCCGCCCGUCCGCACGCCAGUGCCCGCGCUACUGCAGGCGCAGCCCAAGGUCACCAAGCAGUUCGUGCGCAUCCAGAAGGACGCCAUCGCGACACCCAAAAAGCUGGAGCUCGUGAAGAAGCCAGAACUCGCGAGGUCCGUCGGCACUGCGACCACGAGCACGCUGACCAACUCCCUGCCUGCGGCGCCGGUUAGCGCCGGUCUGAUUAAGGCGGCGGACAGGAUUGGUGCCAAGCCGCGCGGCGGCGCCGCCGUGCGCGGCAGGGGAAGGACUGCAAAGCCCACAGAGCCGCAGGAGCCGAUAAUCCUGACGCUGAGCAGCGACGACGAGGAGGACGAGAAGAGCAAGACGCAAACGGUGGCCAAGAAACAGGUGGCUGAGAAGGUGGCUGAAGUGAAGGCGCUCGCCUGUGAACCCGUGAUCACUGAGAAAACCAGUCCAAUUAAAGGAGAUCAACGAUUAAGUAUCACAGAUCUAUCGAAUGUUCCUGAUAAGUUGAUGACUUCCAUCCAGUGCCAGACAAUUCGGAUUGGAACGCUGCAGUAUGAGCCGAAAGAGCAAGUGAUUUUAUCAUCGCGAGGUGUGCGGAUAAUAGCGCCAAGUGUGAAGAAUCCCAAGGAGAACAUAAUCCUGGAUGUGCAGAUCAAGGAGAUCGUAAAGAUUAUAGCGCACUUCCCGAAGAAACUGCCCAUUCUGUUCAUCUACACGACGCCCAGCUGCGCUCAGUACAUCCGGAACAGCCUGGACAUGGCGAGCAACGCCACGAGCGGGCCAUACUUCGAUCCCUGCACGAAGCAUGAGUCCGUGCGGCGGAUCACGAUUCUGGCGGAGGUGAUAACGGAUGAGACGAAGUCUGUGAUCAAGUCGCUGUACAGCACGGCGGAACUGGAGGAGAUCACGUUCAAGGAUGCCAAUGAACUCUACAAGCGCUCCACAAUGAAGCUCACGAUCUCGUCUAGUGGCUCAAAUGUCACAUCGGCGGAUGAGGGCGCUGGCAGCGAGGAUGUGCACCAGAUCCUGAUCUAUCCGCAGGGUAAGGGUGGGAUUUCCAUCAACACGGAGGAUUACAAAUGUCUGGCGAUUGAUCAGUACUUGAAUGAUGUCAUCAUCGACUUCUUCCUCAACUACCUGCGCCUGUCGAUCUUCACAGAGGAGCAGCGCGCGAAGACGCACAUCUGCAGUUCGUUCUUCUACAAGAGAUUGACGGCCAUGUCGACACGCCAGCGCCAGAUGGAGAAGGAUCUGAAGAUGACGGCGUCGCAGAAGAGGCACCAUCGCGUCAAGGGCUGGACGAAAAGUGUGAAUCUGUUCGAGAAGGACUUCAUCAUCAUCCCGAUUAACGAGCAGAGCCACUGGUUCCUCGCCAUUGUGUGCUUUCCGGGGCUGAAGGGGCCGCAGACGUUCGAUGGUGGCGUGCCGGUGAAGGUGGCGCCGCUGGUGAAGAAGAAGACCAGCGAUGGGGAGAAGAAGGUGAGCGUGACUAUCGGCAACACGACGAUUACGCCGCUCACGAAGAAGGAGGAGGCGAUCUUUCUCAACGACGACUCCAUGAGUGAGCGCGACGAGGCGGAGGCGGAUGAGAGCGACAUGGAGAGCGAGGAGAGCGAACCGGAGGCAGAUCCUGACCACCAAGCGAUUAAACAGCCGUGCAUCUUGAUCUUCGACUCCCUGGCUGGAGGCUAUCGGAGUCGCGUGGUGGCGACGCUGCGGGACUAUCUGACGUGUGAGUACAAGGCGAAAAUCCUGCCCACGUCGAAUCACACGUUCAACAAGGACAACAUGCCGGGACACUCGGUGAAAGUUCCGCAGCAGAACAACUUCACGGACUGCGGCCUGUAUUUGCUGCAAUAUGUGCAGGAGUUCUUCGCGAAUCCCAUCAAGGACUACCGGCUGCCCAUCAAGCAGCUGCAGAACUGGUUCUCCACGAUCGUGGUGACGCGCAAGCGGGAGGAGAUAUCGAAUUUGCUUAUGGAUCUCGUGAAGGAGAGUCAUCCGGAGCGCCUGGAUCUGCUGCCGGUCAUUCAGUUUCCCACGCAGGAUGGCAAAUUGAUUGAGACGGAGGAGAACUUUGAGGAGACGGCGGAGUUCGAGGAGGAGGAGCUCGAUGAUCCCAACUUCGAGAUGGAAGAUGAGGAGACGGAUGGCACGGAAGAGGAAUCGCCGGAAAAGAAGAACGGCAGGAAGUUGAUCAAAAGGACAUUUGAUAAAAGUGAAAAGAAUUCACCGGAGAAAAAGAUACCGCGUACGAAUUAAUGACAAUUCUUUCAAUUGUAGAAUAAUAAUUUCACACCAUCGGAUUCUUA